AUGGUGAAGCGCCUGAAGUCUCUGCUGUCCAAGCUGCAGAAGUCGAGCCACAGCAAGGACGCAGACCUUGCCGCCCUCAAGGCGCCCGCGCCGCCGCCGAAGGCGUUCACCGUGGCCCUCAGGGUGCGCCACGAGGGCAGCACGUGGUGUUUCGUCAAAGCUACACAGAUGUCGCCGACACGGGAGGUUGCCGGCUAG
This is a messenger RNA of Ectocarpus siliculosus, 198 nucleotides long. NCBI's taxonomy places the organism in Eukaryota, Phaeophyceae, Ectocarpales, Ectocarpaceae. The record is from the annotation of a GenBank genome assembly.